Cuscuta campestris is the source of this 1592-nucleotide messenger RNA. Lineage: Eukaryota; Viridiplantae; Streptophyta; Magnoliopsida; Solanales; Convolvulaceae. The record is from the annotation of a GenBank genome assembly.
CAUUAAGAGCUAGUAUAUUGCUUAACUAUUCAGAGGCAAAUGUCUGAUCAAUUCAGAUAAGAGGUCUUAACCAUUCAGACUCUGUAUAAUACUUAACCAUUCAGAGGCAAAUCUCUUAACCAUUCAGACAUCUGAACCAUUAAGAGGCUGAAACAAACAGUCUGAACCAUUAAGUGAAAUUAAAGAAGCAGAAUUUGAGAAUGGGUUCAAGGGUCUGUUUGGCUGUUUUGUUCGUGAAAUUUCUGUUGGGUUUCGCCUUUCUCUUCUCCACUGGCGGCGGCGUCGACGCCGUGCCUUUGAAGGUGUUUGACGUUCGGAAUUACGGUGCAAAAGCAGACGGAAAGACUGAUAAUGCCAAGGCAUUUUUGGGAACUUGGAAAGAUGCAUGUGAAUGGAAUGGGGAAGCAACCCUAAGUAUACCCGAAGGGGAAUACAUGGUUGGAUCUUUAACCUUUGUAGGACCGUGCCUAGGGUCGGUCAAAGUCAACGUCGAAGGGACAGUCAAGGCUCCGACGGACCCUAAGCUGUUCUUCGGGGACACUUGGAUCGAUUUCCGUUACGUUAACGGCUUGGUGCUGGAAGGCGGAGGGACUUUUGACGGACAGGGUGCCUCCGCUUGGCGUUAUAAUGACUGUAGCAAGAACCCUAAUUGCCCUAAACUCCCAGCUUCAGUUGGGUUCGCUUUUGUGAACAAGACCACAGUCCAAAACAUCAACUCAAUCAACAGCAAAAACUUGCAUUUCAACGUCUUUGCAUGCAACUACAUGGUCUUCAACAAUGUGACCGUGACGGCGCCGGGCGACAGCCCGAACACCGACGGCAUCCACAUCGGGAAGUCCACGAACGUCCGAAUCUCCAGCUCGGUCAUCGCAACCGGGGACGAUUGCAUCUCGAUGGUGUCGGGGAGCGAGAACAUCAGCGUGAGCGACGUGACGUGCGGGCCCGGCCACGGCAUCAGCAUCGGGAGCAUGGGGAAGUCGGAGGACGAGUUUGUGAGGGGGGUGCACAUAAAGAGUUGCAGGUUUUUGGGCACCCAAAAUGGAGUGAGGAUCAAGACCUGGGCACCCUCUUACCCAAGCAAAGUGGACAAUGUUGUUUUUGAAGAUGUUGUUAUGACAAAUGUCAAUAAUCCCAUUUUCAUUGACCAGCAGUAUUGCCCUUCUCCUCCUUGUAGCACUCAGGCCAGCUCGGUUCAGAUAAGGAACGUGACGUUCCAAAAAAUAAGGGGAAGUUCGAGUUCAAGGGAAGCGGUGAUACUGAAUUGCAGCAAAAAAUACCCAUGCCAAGAAGUCAAGCUUAUAGACAUCAAUUUGGUGUACAAUGGUCGCAACGGCCCUGCCACUUCCUCGUGCUCCAACGUUCGUGGAAACGCCCUCGGCCAACAGCUCCCACCCGUUGGCUGUCUCCUCUAAAACUCAACCUUAGUUUCAUAAGUAGUAGUAUUAGUAGGGAGUAUAGUGGAGAAUGAUGCAUGGCAAAUUCUAACUUUUAUAAGUUGUUUGGUGUGAUAUCUCAUCAACCAGGCUUGUGAAGGAUCCAUGUUUUUUUCUUUCUUUUUUCCAUUUUUCUAAACAGUGAAAGUAAUGUAUGGA